Molecule: messenger RNA, 1016 nt
Organism: Engraulis encrasicolus (European anchovy)
Lineage: Eukaryota; Metazoa; Chordata; Actinopteri; Clupeiformes; Engraulidae
Exons: 2
Coding region: 73-891 (272 amino acids)
Source: RefSeq, a predicted model, not a curated record
ACUUGAACAAGCUGAAGGCAAGUCACUUGUGAUAAACCUCUGCAAUCUCAAAGCAAUUUCUACGGAUUUUCAAUGGAUUUCUGUCCAAGAACUUCCCACCAGAGUGGGACAUGGACUAGAGCUGAACCCCAUACUUGUUCUGAGCCAGUCCUGUCCAACUCUGUGAAGAAAAAUGGCAUGGCAUCUCACUGGAAGCCCCAGUCUGAGCAUCCAUACCAAUAUGUGCAGGCAACAAGGUUUUCUUCCACUGUGAAUGGUAUCCAGCAUGUGGAUACAACCUACCUGUCCACUGUGCCAUCUCAUUGCAUGGAGUCUGUCACCACCACGUCAUCUGAUGACACCACUGCUUGGCUGAGGCAGCUUGGACCCCUCAAGUUUGUGGGGAAUGUGAAUCUGCCUGUUGAGGUUGCUGGUGGUCAGCAGAACAAUAUGGCCCUGAAGCCAGCCCAGAUGCCUGGCGUGAUGAGCCAGGAUGGAGAAAUGGUACCAAUGGUCUAUUCCACCCCCUCCAUGCCUGCAGCUCCCAUGAGCCUUUCCACUGGGGCCUUUGGUGGAGCCCCACCUCCCUCUCAGGCCUCAGGAUAUCAGUACUCUAAAGAGGACCAUCUGAAGAUGAUCAUGCUUCACGGAGAAAUGCUCGCCAAGUACAGGGAGCUAACGUCUCAGGCUGAGAACAUCGAAAAGAUGAUGAUGAUGCAGUCAGAGCACCACAGUGUGAAGAAGACAGAGAACAAACAAGGCAGCAUCUGGGGUGAGGAGUUGAAGGCUCUGGAGGACUUCGUAGGGGACCUGGUUCUUCCUGAUGAUGCCGUUGACAAACUGGAGGCCAUUCCUGGCAUCUUGGAUCUGGCCAGAGAAAUGGGCUUCCCUGAGUGCCUCUUACUGAAAUAACUUUCCAAUUCCACAAGUUUAAUGAUUUCAUAAUUAUUAAGUAUGAAUUAUGUAAUUCUUACUGAUAUAUAAACAUUAUACAUUCUAUAAAUUUACAUUCACAAUUAUAUUAUUCAUAUUAUUAU